AUGAAAAUUUUGAAGGCUUAUGUGAAGAACCCGCGCCGACCUGAGGCAUUCAUUGUUGAAAGAUAUGUUGCAGAAGAGGCUGUAGAAUUUUGCAAUGAAUAUUUAUCACAGUCAAAAUCUGUUGGCAUCCCUAGUGCUCGCCACAAAGGAAAGGGGUCCGGUAAAGGGACUGUCGGGGGACAACUUAAGAGUGUUGAUCGUGAAGAAAUGAUACAGGCACAUACAUAUGUUCUCAAUAAUACUCCUGAAGUGCAUCCUUACAUAGUUGCACAUAAGGCACUAGUAAAGCGACAAAAUCCUCGAAAACCUGAAAGGUGGUUGGUGCAAGAGCAUAACAAGACAUUCUUAACGUGGUUUAAGAAUCAGGUUUUAAAGGAUGAUACUACUUCGGAAACAAUCACGUGGUUAGCUGGUGGUCCUAAUUUCGAUGUUAGAUGUUGGCGUGGAUAUGACAUCAAUGGGUACUCUUUCUGCACGAAAGAAAGAGAUGAUAAGAGUACUACGCAAAAUAGUGGUGUAUCUGUUGUGGCCGAGUCAAUGCAUUUCUCUAGUUCAAAAGACAAAAAUCCACUGUUAGCUGCUAGUUCUUAUUAUGGUGUUAUUGAUGAGACAUGGGAAAUUAGUUACAUUAAGUUUACCGUGCCCGUUUUUAAAUGUAAAUGGGUUGAUGGUAAUAAUGGCGUGAGGGUAGACGAGUUGGGAGUCAUAUUGGUUGAUUUCAGAAGAGAGGGUUAUAAAAAUGAACCAUUUGUCAUGGCAUGCCAAGCAAAACAAGUCUUUUAUGUUUCUGAUCCGAGUGACCAACAUUGGUCGGUGGUACUCCAGGGUAAACGACAACUUGUUGAUGAUACUGAUGAGCCAAGUCUUGAUAUGUAUGAAUUUCCUUCAUUAUCACCAAGGUUGUCUGUAAUAAAUGAAGAAGAUGAAGUGGACGAUGUCCAUGCCAUACGAGACGAUCAUCAUGAAGGAAUUUGGGAGAACACACCCAUGAAUGCAUAG
Striga hermonthica is the source of this 999-nucleotide messenger RNA. The record is from the annotation of a GenBank genome assembly. Lineage: Eukaryota; Viridiplantae; Streptophyta; Magnoliopsida; Lamiales; Orobanchaceae.